AUGCCAGCGCCCCGAAAGCGCAGUGAGGAGGAUGAAAGCUCCAUUCCACACUCGCCGAAACAGCAGCCGGUGCCAAACCGCGUGCCUGCAGGACCUCUCCUGCUGUCCCGCGGGCCAAAGGGACGAAGUGGCAUGUCAAUGCUACCAGAGGACCGCGAAGUGGUGCCAGAGCAACCCAUGAAGUCAGGCGAAUGCUUUCGCCUACGCCAAGUGAGUGUGGAGGCGCUGCUACAGGACGGCACCUUGGGUUUGUUGCUACAUGGCACCUCAGUGGUGGGCUUCUGUAGUGAAGAUGCUGCCACCCACGGCUGGCGUGUUGGGGAUCAGAUCGUGGAGAUCAACGGGCGGCGCGUGGCCGCCUUCGAGGAGUUCCUGGAGCGCUUCCUCGCGGCCCAGCUCCAGGGCUUCCCCAUCACCUUCAGCGUGCUGAGACGCGAGAUUCCGGAUGAUGAGGGCAAGGACCCGUUGGACAACUUCUUCAACGAGACCAAGUUCGUGGACUUGGCCAGCCAGCUGAAGAACAAGUUCGGCAGCUCUGAGCCCAGGAAAGCCCCGAGCCCCACGGGCGAGUCGAUCAUGGAGAACCCCUACAUCCAGGCCUUGCGGAAACGCCGCAGCGAGCUGAGCCGAAGCCCGGAGGGGUGGAGCGACGAAGGCGAGUACCCGUCCUUGGCCGCGCAGAUGGCCUCGGAGCGCUGCGAUGCCUUGGCCACGUUGUCCAAAGCCUCAGACACACCCCGGAGGUUCGAUCGAGAGCCGAAAGAGCCCCUGGGAACCAUGGGCUUGCCGGCACCUUGCGGCCUUGCGGCCUUGCGGCCUGCCUGCGCGCGACUGCAUGUGAAGACUGCAGAGGAUCCCAACAGUCGGAUCGUGCUGGGGCCACAUGAGCCCAUAUUUCUCAGGACCACGGACGUGUUCACAGCUGAGGGCCUCUCUGUGUUAGACGACCUGUGCCAGCUCACCCAUUUGCACGAGCCUGCUGUACUGAGCUCCCUGCAAAAUCGCUUCGACAUCGACAAGAUCUACACCUUCACGGGUCCCAUUCUCAUCGCGCUCAACCCCUUCAAGGUGAUCCCGAAGCUCUACGACGAAGAUAUUCUCAAGAGCUUCAUGACGACCAAGCCAUCCACCAAGCCGCACGUCUUCAACACGGCAAAUGCCACAUACCGCGGCAUUUGCGACCGCAAGAAGAGCCAGACAGUUCUUAUCAGCGGCGAGUCCGGCGCCGGAAAGACAGAGACCACAAAAUUCGUCAUGAAGUUUCUGGCAAUGGCAGGGGCCGAGAAUGGCGAAGUGACAAAUGUAGAGAAGCAAGUCCUCGAGUCCAACCCUCUUCUCGAAGCCUUUGGGAAUGCUCGCACCUUGAGGAACGACAACUCCAGUCGCUUUGGGAAGUUCAUCGAGCUGCAAUUUCGGGGCAGCGGCAAGGAUGCCGCCUCCUUGGGGAUGGCGGGUGAGAACUGCCGCCUUUGUGGCGCCCGGAUUCAGACCUACUUGCUGGAAAAGGUCCGCGUGUGUGACCAGCAGGAGGGCGAGAGAAACUACCACCUCUUCUAUGAGGCCUGUGCAGCAGCUUCAGUGUCGGGCUCCAACUACUCGCUGGGGCCCAGCUGUUGUGUUGGGGAACUUUGGAUGGAUCAAUUUCACAAGGUUUCCGGCUUUGGCGACCUCUCUCAGUUUGCCUAUCUCACGCGCUCUACCUGCAAGACGUUGAAGGGGGUCGAUGAUGUGGAGAUGUUUGAGCGCCGUAUUCAGGAGCGCGAGAUGGCGUUUUACAGCUCUCCCAGCUACCCCGUGUACCGCAAUGUAUGGUCUGCCUUGUGCAGCCAGACCCGCGUCACCCGCAGUGAGAAGAUUAGGAGCCCGGUGAACGUGCGUCAGGCAGCGGACAACAGAGAUGCUUUGGCAAAAGCGGUCUACGGCAUUGUCUUCAACUUCAUAGUGCGCAGCACAAACAUGUCCAUCGGGUACGUGCAGGACGUGAAACUCUUUGCGGGAGUGCUGGACAUUUUUGGAUUCGAGUGCUUCAAGAUGAAUUCCUUUGAGCAGCUGUGCAUCAAUUUCACCAAUGAGCGGCUCCAGCAGUUCUUCAAUUCCUUCGUCUUCAAGCUGGAGGAGCAGCUCUACGAGCGCGAGGGCAUUGAGUGGGACCCGCUGGACUUUCCGGACAACCAGGACGCUGUGGAGAUGCUUCAAGGGAAGGGUACAGGCGUUUUCGCCAUCCUGGACGAAGAGUGCGUGGUGCCCCAGGGCUCGGACCAGGGCUUCUGCAACAAGCUCAUCAAGCAGCACAAGGGACACAGGCGUUUCGAUGAGAUCAAGACGAAGCCUACAUGGUUUGUCAUCAAGCACUUUGCGGGUCCCGUGAGUUAUUGCUCGGAUGGAUUCCUGGAUAAGAACAAAGAUCAGCUCAGCAAUGACUUGAUCGAGUGCAUGGGCUCCAGCACCAACGGCUUCAUCGUGGAUCUCUUCAAGCAGGACGUGAAGUACAGUGAGGUGCUGAACAAGGACGAAGCCCAGGCUCUGACUUCAGACCUGGCUGUGCAACUGACGGCGGACAAGUACGACCGCAAGGCCGUGACGGAGCAGCUCCGCUACGGCGGCGUGCUGCAGGUGGUCCAAGUUAGCCGCGCUGGCUAUCCCGUGCGCAUCAACCAUCAGGAAUGCUGGGACGACUUCAAGAUCGUUGCCUCACCGCAGAUCAUCGCAGGUUUGAAGCACGUGGACGACACCAAAGUCCGAGCCCAGAAGCUGCUGGAGCAUCUUACCACCGAGCUGCACGUGCCCAAGCCGCUGCACGGUCUGCCGUGGGCCGUCGGCAAGACGCUGGUCUUCUUCAAGCUGCCGGCCUUCGAGCGCAUCAAGUUCGCUCGCUUGGAGCUGAUGGUGAAGAGCGCCACACAGAUUCAGGCGCGCAAGCGGUAUCGGGCGUUGCUCAAGAAGGCGAUGGGUCAACUUUGGCACCCGGCCAUGAAAUCUUUGGGCAGGCAACGAAUCUACAAGCAGCUGAGAUUGGCUGUGCACGUGGCACAGGAGAGAUGGCGGAUGCAUGCCGCCAAGUCUCAGAUGAAGCAACUAAAGCAGGAAGCGAAGGAGGUGGGAGCGCUCAUGGCCAAGAGUCAGAAGGCGCAGGAGCAGGCGUCUUCGCUGCGGAAGCGCAACGAAGAGCUCGAGGCGAUUCAGCUUCAGCUGCAGUCCGAGAAGAAGAGCUUGCUCGGCAGGGUGAAAGAGCUGGAAGAGGCUGUAGAGAAGAUGAAGUCUCAGAUGGAUGAGGUGAAAGUCCAGGCCCAGGAAGCAGCCAAGCUUUCAGCAGACUCCAAGAUCAUCGUGGAGACCGAGAGCUUGAAGAAGUUGGAGCAGUCGCUGCAAGACAAGGAGACCGAAAUGGCGCAGGUUAAGGAGGACCUGACGUCCGCAAAGACAGCUUCGGUGAAGCAGCAGGAGCAGCUGCACGAAACCGAAGGCCGAUACCAGCAGCUGUUGAAGAAUUCGGCCAUGCAGUCCGUUUCUGGCCUGCCUGGAGCAGCACCCAAAGCUGCGUCCAAGCGAUCGACUGGGCAGCGCAAUGUGUUUAUCCAAUUUGCAGGGGCAUCGGGCACCGGCAAGACGUCUCUGCUGGAGGCCUUGAUCGCCGAGCACGACCCACAGCAGCUGCCCAAGUUCAAUGAGCAGAAGAGCAACUUCAUGGCACACCACCAGAUCCAGGUCGGUGAGAAGCUGGUGAAGGUUCUCGACUGUUCCGGAAAUGCCAGGGCUGCGCAUUUGGUCAAAGAGCGCUUCGGCCGUUCGACCUGGGUUUUUAUUGUUUACGACUUGUCCAAGAAGGAGUCCUUCGACACUGCCCUGGCACUCACACAAGAGGUCCACGAAGCGGGCGCCAGACCUUUGCUCUUUGGCAACAAGUAUAAUGUGGAGAGGGGAGCCCAGAUCAAGGUGGAUGUGGCUGCAGCCAAAGACGCUGCGGUGCGAGCUGAAGGCUCGGCCUUCGAAAGCUCCAACCUCAUGGACGCCGUGAAGUUCGCCAUCAACUCCGAGGAGCCCGACGAUGGCCAGGGGGUGGAGGCGGUCUCCCCGGACAAGCGCAGCUCCAUUUCCAUGGCCAUCGACUCCGUGAAAUCUUGGUUUGGCGGAGACCGGAGCAAGAGUGCGGGCAUUCUGAGGCCUUCGUUGAAGGGCACCAAGAAUAUGAAGCAGGCUCGAAAAGAUCCGGAUCCUAGCAUGGAUCUACGUCCAGUGCAGGAACUGCAGGAUUCGGAGUCUGCCGUGACCUGCAUAUGCUUCGGACAAGAACGUCAGCACAAGGCGUACGUGCUGCUCGCCACAGCCUCCAAGGAUGGCACCGUCGUGGUGUACCGAUGCUAUCGGACAGAGAUGGAGAUUGCCAUGCUCUCUGACCAGGAUUUCGGGAGGAAUGACGACUUUUCAAAUCCACCAGCAGACAACUCCAACAUUGCAGUGCAUUCCAGACUGGUUGGACAUUCCCGAGCCAUCACUUCCAUCUUCUUCAACCUGCUUGAAGAUCAGCUUGUCACCACCUCCAUCGACAAGUCGGUCCGCUUUUGGAGCAUCGAAUCCGGAGAGAUGCUCAAAGUGUUCACAGACUCUUCGCCAGUUCCGGUAGCCACCUUCCUGCCAUUCAACCCACAGGUCUUCGUGGCUGCCAACUCCAACGCAGUGCUGAGGUUAGUAAAUGUGCAGAACGGCUUGGUCUUGCAGAAGCUGAAGGUGGAGACAGAGGUGAGAGCUCUGAAGUUUGACGACACAGGGCUCUUCCUGCUGGCAGGCACCAAGAGUGGCAGCAUCCACGCCCUGGAAGCGACUGACUCCAACACGCUGAAGUUCAAGUUCAAGGUGAACCUGGCACGCGGCGGUGUCACCUGCAUUACCUUCGUCCCAGCUGCAAACCAGCAGCCGGCGUGUUUGCUGGUGAACACCUCCGAUUGCUCGGCCUCCAUCAUCGACUGCACGUAUGAUCAAGGUGCCCUCACAAAUCUCACGGUGCGGCAUCGAGUGCGAGUGGCGCACGAGCUGCUGCCGCUGAAGAACUGCUACUCGCCGUCCGGCCAAGGCUACCUCAUCUCGGGCUCCGAGAAUAAGGAGGUCCAUAUUUACUCCUUGGGCAAGGGCGCAAACUACAAGAUGCAGUACUUGAAGCACCACCAGGUGCCCGUUGUGGCUGUGGCCGUGAAUUUGCAGGAUACGCUUUUGGCCAGUGCAGACUCGCUGGGGCGGAUUGUACUUUGGAGGCGCUUGGACUUCUCCCACAUUCCAGACGGAGCCUAA
Molecule: messenger RNA, 5283 nt
Organism: Effrenium voratum
Lineage: Eukaryota; Dinophyceae; Suessiales; Symbiodiniaceae
Source: the annotation of a GenBank genome assembly